AUGACAUUCGAGUCGGAAGUGGAGGCGGAUCGCGACAGUUUCUUCCGCGGCACUUGCAAGCAACUCGAAUACGGAAAAACGCCGACCGGUCAGAAGUUUGCCACGGUUAUCACGAGUGGAGCGUGGUACGCGGUUCGGGUCUAUCUGGAGGAGGAUCAUACGGAACUGACCAAUGCAUGGUUCCAGCCGGGAGACCGAUUCCUCUUCAAGACUCAGCACGCCACGUGGGAUGGUGCGCUUGAGAAGAAGAAGGAGUAUCAUCGACAGCUCACCCAUGGAAAGUUCAAGGCUUUUCUGUGCAACUUGCCAGCCGAGAAGCGUUACCGCCGCAAUAUUUUCUCAGCGGUCACUCAUUAUCUGCUCGACGACCAGGAUUUCGAGUCUCGCGACUUUUCAAGCGCCAGGAUCGUCAAGACGACGCCGAGUGACUGUGCGGACCGUCCGGACAAGUACCUCAAGCGUGGCGACAUUGUGCAAACCGACUUUUUGCUGGCCGCCAACCACGAGGGCAUCUACAUCGGAAACGGGAAAGUGAUCCACGUGUCGGGUCACGGUGGUGGCAAGUCGGCGUCGGUGGCUCGUGAGGGCAGACUUCUCGGCGACUUUGUCGGCAAAUCGGGCGAGAGUGUUCGGGUGCUGGUGCUUCGUCUCAAGUUCCGAACGGGCGAGGAGAUUGCGAGACAGGCGGAGGCGUACAGUGAUGGAAAGUUCCGCGAGGGCGAGUACGAUCUGUUCAGUAAGAACUGUCAACACUUUGCUGCUCUUUGCGCACUCGGCGUCGAGAACAGUGGAGAUGUGCAGCGCUUCAAGUCGAACUUCAACCAAAUCGCCAUGGCUGCUGUGCACUUGUUCCGUUGAGGUAUCAUACGCUUUCAAGUCUAUUGUAGCUUUUGUAAUGUAUGUAAAAUUCUCAAACAUUUUUCAGAUCGAUACGCUUUCCAGCUCGCCUAUGCUUGCACACUCAACCGACAAAUUAUACUUGUAG
Caenorhabditis sp. 36 PRJEB53466 is the source of this 985-nucleotide messenger RNA. NCBI's taxonomy places the organism in Eukaryota, Metazoa, Nematoda, Chromadorea, Rhabditida, Rhabditidae. The record is from the annotation of a GenBank genome assembly.